This is a messenger RNA of Durusdinium trenchii, 1188 nucleotides long. The record is from the annotation of a GenBank genome assembly. Lineage: Eukaryota; Dinophyceae; Suessiales; Symbiodiniaceae.
AUGCUUUUCUGGCUUGCCUGCAUUGCUGCUGCAUGGAAUGUUGCGUGUGCCUCCAGUUCGCCCUUUCGUGUGCCAACCUCGCGUAAGAUCGAGAGAUUGAAAAGGCAUUGCAACCGUUUGACGGCGCUGCAAAAGCAAAUCAGGUUUGCGCCGCUGGACAGCUUCACACUUGGUGAUAAGACAUAUAAGCUUCCACUUAAAGCAGUUCCUCCGCCAUCACAUAUCCCAGCUCAACAAGAGCUUGAAUAUUUAGUUGGCUUCUUUGAUGGAGAUGGGUGUGUGACCAUGAUCAAGCAAAGGGGUUCUAUUUCGUUGAGGGUCGGCCAAGCUUUGGACUCUGCAAGCGUGCUGAUGCGCUUCCGAGACAGUCUCGGAGGCGGAAUUUAUCUAGAAAGAGUCCGAACAGGAGCACAACAAGCAUCGCUACAAUGGGUCGUUUGCAGCACAACCAUGCAGCACGCAGCUCGGGUGCUGUGCAAAGUUCCCUCCAUGCAGCGGGCACAACUCCAGAUAGCAGCAGCUGGGACAAUUAUAGAAGCAGAUAGAAGUGAUGUGGCACAGAAGCUAAAACAGUUGAAGCAGAAUGACCACGUGCCUGCACGUUUCCAUUGCUCGUGGCCCUACUUUGCUGGUUUCUUUGAUGCGGAGGGCUCGAUUUCUGUUGGCGGAUGUGCUGGGCUUCAGCUAAAAGUGUGGCAAAAGAAUCCAUUCGUUUUGCAGGAAUUGCACUCCUUCCUACACUCGCGUGAGUUGACCAAGUGGAGACUUCGAUUAAUGAGCGGCGGUGGCAACGCCCUCGAGUGCACACAACUUGCAACUUGCAAACUGACGCUGCGGCACCUGUUGGAUGCUGGCCUUGAGGUCAAGCAAAGACAGGCAGCUCUAGCUCUUUCGCUCACGUUUGACAAUCACAAACAAGUUCGAGACAAAGUUCUUGCAUUGAAUGGCCUCCAAAACAAGAAUGAUAUCCUUGAUGAUGCAGGCAUCGAGCGUGCCAAAGAAAUUAAAUCGCUCUAUGAAAAAUGCCGUAGAGCCUCCUCCCAACAAGAGUGGGAGUUGCUGCAGGCGAAGCUUGAAGCUCUUCGAGAAGAGCACGAGCUGGAAAAGUUGAUCACCAAGUGCGUGCGCCUACGUGGCAGCAUUCGGCACUCACUUCAGAUGGACGGAGGUUUCAUGUUGCCCAGUUGA